AUGGCUCAUUUUCUAAGAGGAAAGCAGGCUGGAAUCCAGAAGGACCUGUCUGAGGGCUUGUCCGCCGACCUAUUCCAGCUCGACGACCUUGCUCGAUGCGGUGUCAACUCCCAGAUCAGUGUGAUUGCCUAUGAUCCAAUUCAGUCCCUCCUCGCCGUCGGCACCAACGAUACCCAGUUCGGAAGCGGCCAGAUCUAUGUAUUUGGACAAAGACGUGUUUUGGUGGUUUUUAAGUUUCCGCGCAAGGCAUCAGCCAAGUACCUUCAGUUUUGCUCCAACAAGCUGAUCAGUAUUGAUUCUAAAAAUGAGAUCACAAUCUACUCUCUUGAAACCCGAGCAGUCCUCACUUCGUAUGCUCCUCCAGGUCAUGCGACGGCACUCGCAACAGACCCAAGCCUGGACUACGCAUUCAUUGGACUUUCGAACGGUGAUGUGAUUGCAUACGAUCUUGACCGUGAAUCGUUGACACAAUAUAAAAUCUCAAACCUAUGGCAGUCCCAGAACUCGCGGUCACGAGUUUGCCCUGUAGUAUCAAUUGCAUUCUCCACCAGAGACAUUGGUAAGAUUCUAGUUGGCUACCCGGAAGGUGCAGCGACAUUCACUUUCAAACAAAAUCUCGCCCAAAAGUAUUUUGUCUACGAGGUUCCUGCUGGUGCUCCAGGUGGUGACCCCGAACAGCUCUCGAGUAGUGUGCGCAGGCCCAGACUUACGGAUGCUAUUUGGCACCCGAACGGAAUAUUUGCGUUGACUGUUCAUGAGGAUGGAAGUCUAGUUUUGUGGGAUACAAAGGACGGACGCAGGCUUCAUGCCAGGACACUGGAAGCUACCAACGUUGACCAAGUGGGUGGAGGCAGAUCUGAUCCAGCUGCUGGUGUAUUUUCUGGAGCUAAAAUGCCCAUCACCAAGGUAGUCUGGUGUGCUAAGGAUAAUCCUGACGAUACCGGUCUUCUUGUUGCUGGCGGAAAGAGCUCAGGUGACCCUAAGAAGGGCAUGACCUUCUUGGAUAUGGGCCCGACCCCCAAUUACGCGACAUCUUCAUGGCAGAUUCUAUCAACAUAUCUUGAGAGGCCACGUCGCCAUAUGAGCCUUCCAAUUCCACCCGGUGCCACCGCUAGCACCUUCUGUCCCAUCCCUCGCUCCUCACCUUAUUUUGCAGGCGCCCAUGAUCCAAUUGCCUUGCUCGCUGUUCUCACCUCAGGAGAAUUAAUCACAAUGAGCUUCCCUAGUGGCCAUGCAAUUACGCCAUCCAACAUGCUUCAUCCUUAUCUCUCCUUUGUCCACCCAUUUGUCAAUAAGGCUACGCUCACACCAGUCCAACGAGAGGUUUGGCUGGGACUGAGAGAGCGCAGAAUGCAGGGGCCUAAAUUCGUGACUGGGGGUGCAGAAGCAAGUAAUCCCCUCAAGCGCUUUGAAAGUAGAAAUAUAAUUACCACUGCACAUGCGGAUGGAACUAUCCGCAUUUGGGAUGCUGGCCAUGAUGAUGAAAUUGAAAAUGGCGAGGUUGUCCAAGUGGAUCUUGCUAGAGCCGUUGGACGAGUUGGCAAUGUUGAAGUGACCGAGAUGUCUCUCGCGAGCGGAACAGGUGAAUUAUCGGUUGGCCUUAGAAGCGGAGAGCUUGUUGUCUUCAGAUGGGGGAACAAUGCCAACUCAGGAGCUGAGGAACCAGCCGGCACUAACUUAGGUCCUGGAAACCUGACAGGUAUCACUCAUCGAAUUGAUCCCGGUUUGAGGACCGGCAUGUUGCCGCUGACCCUCUUGGAUAUGCAGCAGGGACCCGUGACAGCAGUGAAGCACAGUCCUGUGGGCUUUGUUGCUGCCGGAUUUGAGGGUGGUAGCUUAACCAUUAUUGACUUGCGAGGCCCUGCAAUUAUCCAUACUGCACAUCUUUCAGACUUCACCAAAGCUUCAAAACGGGGCAGCUUCCGGAAAUCCAACCCAUCCGAACAGGCUCGCACCGAAUGGCCUACUGUGAUUGAAUUCGGUGUGCUUACUCUGGAAGGCGAAGACUACUCGAGUAUUUGCUGCUUUGUCGGUACAAACACAGGAAAUGUCGCCACAUUCAAGAUCCUCCCUGGAGCAAAUGGGACCUACACAGCCUCAUAUGUGGGCGUCAACUCAGUUGAUGACAAAGUAAUUAAGCUCAUUCCCAUCAAUGCAGACUCUGGUAUGCAGGCUUUUGCUACGCCAAGUGCUGUCAGUAGCCUGAGAAACGGCAUCAAGACCAAUGGCGUUGUCAUUGCAGUCACAGUCUCUGGUUGCCGCGUCUUCAAACCCCCGACUGCUAAAGGUGCACACAAAACAUGGGAUGAUUAUCUCUGUGACUCGGCACAGGUCGUGAUAUCACCCCGGAGCACAGGCUGUAGCUUGGUUGGACUAUUUGGUGAUGGAAAUGUUCGAGCAUUUUCCAUUCCUGCGCUGAAAGAAAUUGGCUGUCGCAGGAUCAAUCAUAUUGCUGACAUGCGGCGAUUGACGAACGCAUGCAUUACACCAAGUGGUAGUGUGAUGACGUGGGUUGGCCCAUCGGAAUUGGGGCUCUUCAACGUUUGGGGAUCUGGAACUGAAUUGAGCCCUUCAGAAGAUCGACUUUAUGAUCCCACCAAAACGACACCAACACGCCCUACAAUCACUAAUGUCCAAUGGAUCUCUGGCACUCAAUAUGUGUCUCCGGCAGAUAUGGACUUGCUAAUCGGAGGUCCAGACCGCCCACCGUCCAAGCUAAUGGUCGAACAAAUGAGGUUGGAUGAAGAAGAGCGCCGCAAAGCACUUCGAGAAGGCCGUGCGCCGCCCCCAGAUCAAAGUCGUGACGAAGAGGGUUAUUGGUCUUACAUGUCGCGUCAAAUGCAAGAGCGCACGGAGCGUCUCGGUCUUGUCGGCGACUCAAUGGAUCGACUGGAAGAGAACAGCAGCAAUUUCGCUAACGAUGUUGGGAAAUUCGUCUCAUCUCAAAAGAAAAAGGCAGUUUUUGGCGUCCUGGGCUCCAAAUUUGGAUUCUAG
Messenger RNA from Penicillium taxi, 2994 nucleotides. RefSeq lists its product as uncharacterized. Gene Ontology annotation, biological process: regulation of exocytosis; regulation of protein secretion; establishment of cell polarity. Gene Ontology annotation, molecular function: GTPase activator activity; syntaxin binding; myosin II binding. Gene Ontology annotation, cellular component: cytoplasm; plasma membrane. The coding region runs from base 1 to 2994 and encodes 997 amino acids. Lineage: Eukaryota; Fungi; Ascomycota; Eurotiomycetes; Eurotiales; Aspergillaceae. The record is from RefSeq and is a predicted model, not a curated record. The transcript is spliced from 6 exons.